Molecule: messenger RNA, 6097 nt
Organism: Thlaspi arvense
Lineage: Eukaryota; Viridiplantae; Streptophyta; Magnoliopsida; Brassicales; Brassicaceae
Source: the annotation of a GenBank genome assembly
CUAGUUGGAAUUAUAAAAUUAGAUAUGCAAAUUAAAAGAAAAAGAAAUGCAAGGGAACAGAGGAGAGAGAAAAAGGUGUGAACAGUUAAUGGCGGAGCAGUAUAAGGAAUCGCUUCUCUCUAGAAAUCUGCCAUAGCUGGAUCAUUUGUAAUCGAAAGAAAAUAAAAAAAAGCAGAAAUUUUUGCAGAAGAAGAAAGAAUUAGUGUUGAUGUUAGUGGAGAAGAGAAAUAAGAUAAAAUCUCACAAGUGUUUUCGAGAUGCGAGCUAAAUCCGGUAGAAAAGGAACCUUCUCUGUACUUCUUCUCUUCCUCCUUUUGAUUCUCAUUUUGCCCAGUCUUUAAUUUUUCCGAUUUUCUUUUUUCACUUUCCCUUUUUCUUCUUCUUCUUCUCCCUGUUCCUUGUUCUUCAAUUUCACUCUUUCUUGUUUUUUUUUUCUUUUCCUUUCUUUCCUUUCCUUUAUUUCUCCGGAUUUUUAAAGCUGUGAUCGAAGAGAAAGUCAAGAAUCGUCCUGGGUCUUCUUCUUCUUCUUCUUCAUAUUCUAAUAAAGUUUUCUUGGGUUUUUGGUAUCGGAUCUGUUUCUUGGUCCUUGACUAAUAGUUGAAAAUUGGGGGUUUUUGAUCUAGGUUUGAUAUUUGGAUUUGAUGUAGGAAGACUGCGUUUUUCUUUUAGAAAGGGAAAAAAAAGAAAGAAAAAAAAAACGAAAUAAUCUGUUUCUCAUCCAAAUCUACCCACCAUUUUUGUUGUGGAAGAUUGUUUUUUUUUUUUUUUGAAUUUUCAUACUUCUUACUAAAAAAAAAAUUCAAAGUCAGAGACUUUAAUCUGAUUUAAUCCGCCAUUCAAAAUCUCAGAGGAGAAAUAGGAAGAGGGUUUUUCUUGUAAGUAAGAAUAUUUGAUUGUUUAUGGGAAUACCUGAUGGUUCACUGCUAGAUCUAAUUGAUAAGGUUAGGUCUUGGAUAACUUCGGAUUCAAGCGAUUCUUCUCUGUUCUUCUCUUCUUCCAAAGACUUUGAAACUAUGCCAAUCGUUUCCAAAAUGUGCCAUGACUGUGGAACCAACCUCGACGGUGGUCUCCUCCACGGUUACUGUUGCCUAAGCUGUGGCCGUUUGUGGUGCAAGAGCUGCUACUCUGAAUCUGAUACAGAGGAGACUCAAGAAGUUUGCAAGAAGCUGUGUAGAGAAUGUGACGGAGAGGUUCGUGAGUUAAGAGGAAAGAGCUAUGACAAGGUUCAUCCUCGGGAUAGCCCCGAUCCGCCUUCCCUCGCUCAAAGCGAGAAUCUUGAAAUCCGCGAUUGCAGGAACAUCGCCUCUAUUCGUUGCUAUCCUAGCAGGGGAGAGGACGAAGAAGGUAGAAGUUGUGGUAAACAGUUUCUAAGCCCUUCGAGUGAAUACAAUCAGGACAGUUCAGAUAUAGAGUCGGGUAGUGUUAGUGCUAGACAUGAGCAUUUUAGUUGUAAAUCUUCUGCUGGGUCAAGUCCCCACGACAGUCCAUUAAGGAACAAUUUUAGUCCUCUUGGGCGCUUUGUACAGCACGCGAAAGACCUGAGCCCUACUGUUGGUUCUUUUGAUCACAACCGGGAGCAACUCACGGCUGGUCGUAGGGAAGAUCAAGAAGCUCAGAGUCACGACGAGGAGGAGGAUUUGCUGCAGCAGCCGUUGGAUUUUGAGAACAUCGGCCGCAUCUGGGAUCCUCCGGCGCCUGAAGACGAGAACGACGAUGCCGAGAGUAAUUACUUUACGUAUGACGACGAUGACGACGAUGUUGGGGACUCUGCCGCCGAGUUUUCAUUGAGCAGUAGCUUUUCUAGCCACGUCCCUGCGAGGGAGAAACUGGGAGAAGACAGCAACGAGCCUCUUCGAACCGUGGUGCAUGACCAUUUCCGAGCUCUCGUUGCAGAGUUGUUACGCGGGGAGGAGCUUAGUCCCUGUGACGAUGGCAGCGCCGGAGACUGGCUUGAUAUUGUCACUGCUUUAGCUUGGCAGGCUGCGAAUUUUGUAAAGCCGGAUACUCGUGCAGGAGGCAGUAUGGAUCCCGGAAACUACGUCAAAAUAAAGUGUGUAGCAUCGGGAAAUCAAAAAGACAGCAUCCUCAUCAGGGGAAUAGUGUGUAGCAAGAAUGUAACGCACAAGCGAAUGAUGUCGCAGUACAAAAAUCCAAGGGUGCUGCUUUUGGCUGGGUCUCUCGAGUAUCAGAGAGCUGUAGGCCAGUUAGCGUCUUUUAACACGUUGAUCAACCAGGAAAACAACCAUCUCAAGGCGAUUAUAGCAAAGAUAGAGUCCCUUCGUCCCAAUGUUCUGCUGGUGGAGAAAAGUGUAUCUUCGUAUGCACAGCAAUACCUUCUAGAGAAGGAGAUCUCGUUGGUUCUCAAUGUGAAAAGGUCAUUGCUGGACCAAAUAGCCCGUUGCACCGGUGCUGUUCUUUGCCCCUCGGUCGAUAGUAUUCCCACUGCUAGGUUGGGACACUGUGAGGUGUUCCGGACAGAGAGAGUGGUGGAGCAGCAUGAAGCUGGGAAUCAAUCGAACAGAAAGCCUUCGAGGACAUUGAUGUACUUUGAAGGGUGUCCUAGGCGCUUAGGUUGCACGGUUUUGCUUAGAGGCAGUUGUCGUGAGGAGCUAAAGAAGGUCAAGCACGUUAUUCAGUACGCUGUGUUUGCGGCUUAUCACUUGUCACUUGAGACUUCGUUUCUUGCGGAUGAAGGUGCUUCUCUUCCUAAAAUUAGGCUGAAGCAACCGGGGAUGGUGCGGUCGGCAUCAGAAAGGAGAAUGAUUGAUGAUGGCAUUUCCUUAGUAACUAAUUCUCCUACAGAGAAAGAUCGUCAAGCUUUAGUUGUUAAUACAGCUGCGCACGAAGAUGAGAACACGGCCUCGAUGCCAGAGCAUGAGGUUUGUGAAUCGGUGUGUGAGGAUUUUGAUCCUAGUCAGCUGUUCCCACCGUCUUCUGACAUGAUACCUUGUGAGGUUGAUGGAGAUUUGCCUGAUAGUUUGGUAAUACGAUCAUAUUCAUCGAAUCAGUUAAAUGGUUUGCAUGAAUCCACUGUGUGCUCAAGUAGAGAGAUCCCUGGAACGCCGACCCACGACUUGCCACAGCAUGAGAGAUUCGAUGAAGAAGAUGUCUCUAGCGAAUACUUCUCUGCUGCGGACUCUCAUCAGAGCAUAUUGGUUUCGUUUUCGAGCCGUUGCGUUUCGAAAGAAUCAGUAUGUGAACGCUCACGGCUCUUGCGGAUUAAGUUCUAUGGAUCCUUUGAUAAACCUCUCGGAAAAUAUUUGAAAGAUGAUCUUUUCGAUCAGGCUUCAAGUUGUAGAACGUGUAAGCAGCAGGUUGAUGCUCAUGUCCUCUGCUACUCUCAUCAGAAUGGGAAUCUCACCAUCAAUGUUAAACGUAUCUCUCCCAAGAAGCUUCCUGGUGAACAAGAUGGGAAAAUAUGGAUGUGGCAUCGCUGCUUAAGAUGUGCACAUGUAGAUGGAGUCCCACGUCCUACUCGUAGAGUAGUUAUGUCUGAUGCGGCAUGGGGACUCUCCUUUGGGAAGUUUCUGGAACUUAGCUUUUCGAAUCACGCAACUGCGAACCGUGUUGCGUCCUGUGGCCAUUCGCUUCAAAGAGACUGCCUUCGAUUCUACGGCUUUGGGAACAUGGUUGCUUUCUUUAGAUACUCUCCCAUCAAUAUACUUACUGUUUUCCUUCCACCGUCGAUGCUCGAAUUCAACAGCCAUCAUCAGCAGGAGUGGAUACGUACAGAGGCAGCCGAGCUUAUGGGUAAAAUGCGGACUAUGUAUGCGGAGAUAUCUGGUAUGCUCAACCGCUUGGAAGAGAAAAGCAGUUUACUUGAACCUGAACGAUCUGAAGCCUCUGAUCUGCAGAGCCGUAUAAUUGGAUUAAAAGAUCAACUCGUGAAGGAAAAAGAUGAAUACGAUGACGCGCUGCAACCUAUUUUUGUGGAGAAUCUGCAAAAUCAAGGGAGUUUAGAUAUUCUAGAGCUGAAUCGAUUGAGAAGGGCACUCAUGAUUGGUUCUCAUGCUUGGGAUCAUCAGCUUUACUUGUUAAACUCUCAACUCAAGAAAGCAUCUGUCUUUAAAGCUGGUGACGGCAAUGCUUCUCGGAAUCUAGAGAUGCAGGAUCCUCCAAAGAUUGACCAUAGUAGACUGCAGGAAGGUCCAGAUGAAGGUGAAAGAAAAUCCCAUUCUGAUGCAGAAGCUAAUAGUGAUAACAACAGAGAUCGGGAAAAAUUGCUCUCCCCUGGCUCUUCUCUGUCUGAGAGGAUAGACUCGGCGUGGUUGGGCUCGUUUCAUACUCUAGAGAAAGCCGAGACGAUUUCAGAGGCUGAAGGCUUCUCAGCUGCUAACUCUCCACUCCGGAGGCUCGCAAGGCCGAUUCGAGUCCAGUCGUUUGAUUCAGCGAUACGGUUUCAAGAAAGGAUCCAGAAAGGUUUGCCACCAUCUUCUUUGUAUCUCUCAACUCUCAGAUCUUUCCACGCUUCAGGGGAGUACAGGAAUAUGGUGAGGGACCCUGUUUCUAAUGUGAUGAGGACCUACUCGCAAAUGCUGCCACUGGAAGUACAGAAGCUUGAUCUGAUUGUUGGUUCAGCGCCUACAUACAUCUCUUCAGCAUCUCAGAUGGCUGAUGGUGCUCGGAUGCUGAUUCCUCAACGUGGCCUCAACGACAUUGUGAUCCCAGUAUAUGAUGAUGAUCCCGCAAGCGUCGUGUCGUAUGCUCUUAACUCGAAGGAAUAUAAGGAGUGGGUCGUUAACAGAGGCAUCGCUAGUAGUAGUGGCAGCAACUGGAGUAACAGAGAGUCCGAACCUUCCACUUUCUCGACUUGGCGUUCUCUUGGAGCGAUGGAUGUGGAUUACAUUCACCACGCGGUGUAUGGAUCUUCUCAGGACGAUAAAAAGUCUCCGCAUUUGACCAUUUCUUUCACUGACCGCUCAUCCUCUUCCCCUGCUGCUGCAACUGAUGGCAAGGUGAAGUUCUCUGUGACGUGUUACUUUGCGACGCAGUUUGACACACUGAGAAAGACUUGCUGUCCGAGCGAAGUUGACUUUGUGAGAUCAUUGAGCCGGUGUCAGAGGUGGUGUGCGCAGGGAGGGAAAAGCAAUGUUUACUUUGCCAAGUCGCUGGACGAGAGGUUCAUCAUCAAACAAGUGGUCAAAACCGAGCUUGAUUCUUUCGAGGAUUUUGCACCUGAGUAUUUCAAAUACAUGAAGGAGUCUCUCAGCUCCGGGAGCCCCACUUGUCUUGCUAAGAUCCUCGGUAUCUACCAGGUCUCAAUUAAACACUCGAAAGGUGGGAAAGAGACGAAAAUGGAUCUGAUGGUGAUGGAGAAUCUCUUCUACAACAGAAAGAUAUCCAGAAUCUACGAUCUCAAGGGAUCUGCACGGUCACGGUACAAUCCAAACACAUCCGGAACAGACAAAGUCUUGCUGGACAUGAAUCUGCUUGAGACACUGCGCACAGAACCGAUAUUCCUGGGAAGUAAGGCCAAGAGAAGCUUGGAGAGAGCUAUAUGGAACGACACAAACUUCUUAGCUUCUGUGGAUGUAAUGGACUAUUCAUUGCUGGUUGGGUUCGAUGAAGAGCGUAAGGAAUUGGUUCUUGGGAUCAUAGACUUCAUGAGACAGUACACGUGGGACAAGCACCUUGAGACUUGGGUCAAAGCCUCAGGGAUUUUGGGUGGACCAAAGAACGCUUCUCCAACCAUAGUCUCACCAAAACAGUACAAGAGGAGGUUUCGAAAGGCCAUGACCACUUACUUUCUCACUGUUCCUGAGCCAUGGACCUCUUGAUUGAGUGAAAGAGAAAAUCAUUUUUCAUCAUUCUUUUGUUUUACUGAUCUCAAUUUGUUCCUCUCAAAUAAAAAAAAAAAGGGAAAUUGGUUUAACAGACAAGAUAUAUAUAUAUAUAUACAGGUUGGGACCUGACUGAUUUGAUUAUCACCUCUUUUUUUAUUGGUGUGUUUGUUGUUGGUUUCUCUAAGUAUGGAGAAUUGUAUAUUGUAAUUAUCGGCCAAAACUAAAGCCCCCAAAUUUCAAAGAAAAAAUACUAAUGAUUUGCUUUUUUAACUUUGUAUCUGUUAUCUUCCUUUGUGUUAAAUUUGAAUAUCUGC